AUGACCCUCUGGCUCCCUGUCCUCCUGUCUAGGCCGCCUCCUGGACACCUCUACGCGCUCCAUCUCCUGCUGUUUCGCCCUCUGCCUCCUUCUUUUGCGCCUCCUUCUGCAAGCGUGCCAUCUCCUGCUGUUUCUCCCUCUCCUGCCUCUCGGCCUCCUCUGCAUCUUUCUACUGCGCCUCCUCCUUCUGCAGGCGCGCCAUCUCCUGCUGUUUCUCCCUCUACACCUGCUCUGCUUCCUAUGCCUCCUUCCUCUGCGCCUCCUCAUUUUGCUGGUGCUCCUUCUCCUGUUGUUUCUCCCUUUCCUCCCGAUCGUCCUCCUCAGCCUCCUUCCUCUGCGCAUCCUCCUUCUGUCGCCGAUCUCCCUCCGUUGCCUUCCUACCCUGCUCCUCCUUUUGCCGCCGCUCUGCGUCCAAUCUCGGAACUACUGACAGCUGCCUUUCUACCUCACUUAGCAUCCCCUCCUUCCACCCCUUCAUCCCCGUCUUCAUCUCCUUCACAGCCUCCAUCACUUCCUUCAUUCCCGCCUCCACCUCCUUCUGCCGUCGCUCUUCCUCCUGAUGUUUCUUCUUCCUCCGCCGCUCUGUGGCCUCUACAUCCUUCCUCUUCUCCUCCUCCUCCUUCCGCCAUUGCUCGUCCAGUUGUUUCUUUUUCUGUCUCUCCUCGUCAUCCCACUUGUUUCCUCUUCGCGUCCUGCUGUUGUCGCCGCUCCGCGUCCUCUUGCCUCGCCUUCUUCUGCCGCUCGGAUUCUUCUCGCAAAACCGCGCUCAACCUCCCCACAAUCUGGUUUACCAUCCCAUCCUUCAUCUCCAUUUCUGCCUUCAUCUCCCUCAUCAUCGCCUCCUUCAUCUCCUUCAUUCCCUCUCUCAUCUCCCUCUGCCGACGCUCUUCCUCCUGCUGUUGUUCCUUCUUCCGUCUCUCUGCGGCGUCUGCUUCCUUCCUCGUGGCCUUCUGCCUCCGCUCCUCGUCCUGCAGUCUAUCCCUGUUCCGCCGCUCAGAGUCUUCUCUCAGAACCUCUCUCAACCUCUCUUCCACCCCCUUUAACGUGCCCUCCGUUAUCCCCCCUCCCGACUGGCAAACCUGA
Messenger RNA from Closterium sp. NIES-65, 1083 nucleotides. Lineage: Eukaryota; Viridiplantae; Streptophyta; Zygnematophyceae; Desmidiales; Closteriaceae. The record is from the annotation of a GenBank genome assembly.